GAAAAAUGCAUGAGUAUUUUGCUGUAGUGAAACUUCAAAUUUGACUGUUCUGUAGUUGAGCUAUGGUUGCUUACCGGCAACCUGCCACAAAUAGACUUAAUUCCAGUUCGAUGACUGGAAUAUGUAUGUACCACCAACGCCGUCAGAUGUCUUCUAUAGUGAGACGAUACCUAAAGACCCAAAGAAGCAUGCUGAAGAGAAAAAGAAACGCCGCGACAGAUAUCAUGCCACUAAAAAGUUAGCGAAAGAUAUGACAGACGAAGAACUUUUGAAGGCCAGACAGAAAUGGAAGGAAACAGCUAGGAGAAGAAGGGAGGAAAAAAGGGCACGGGAAAGAGCAUUUAAAGGCGAAGAUGAUCCGCUUUCAUUGGAUGGGACUAUAAAACAGGAAAAGCAAUAAGAAAUGCAAAAGAAUGGGGAACAUCAAAUACGAGGAAGUCAAUGACGCCUGCAGAAAGACAACGCCAGUGGAGGGCUAAGCAGAAACAGGACCCGGAGAAAUAUGCUGAAAUCAAAAGAAAACAAGCCAAGAGAUAUCAAGCCCGAAAACUUAACAAAACAAAUGUCCAAAAUACAACUUCAGCUUGCCAUACGGGAAUGGAGAUAGAAGUCAAAAAUAAUAGGGGGUUAAAAUGAUUCGGAUGAAACGUUAAAUUAAAAAAGUAAUGUUACCGAUACAAAAGAAUGAACUAAAUAAAUGUAUGCUUGUUUGAGUUAAACAUAAUAGUUAUGGCCAGCCACUUUAACGCAUAUGUAUAACUUAACGUUAACUCUAUGUGAUAUUUAAAUAAUAAGAAGGCAAAGGCUGUGUCAAAUAAACUUUAGCGUGUACGUAUGCGGAAGAGAAGGGCAAUAGCUCUCCAGUGGUUGCUUCAUUCUGUUGCUCUAACUGUACUCUUUCAUGUCUAUUCUGUUAUUCUUACCGAGUUGAGAAAGUGAUAAAAAUGAUUAUGAUCCUCCACUUUUAUCGUUUUCAUUUCGGUCAGGAAAAAUUGCUUCACUCACUUUUACUGUUUCAUUUGAUUUUGUAGUUUACUUAAAGAACUACACUUAAAAUAUGAUUUUAUUUGUCAGUUAUUCUGCCGCAAUUAAAACAAAUACAUUGAUCUUUUUCAC
Messenger RNA from Acanthoscelides obtectus, 1116 nucleotides. The record is from the annotation of a GenBank genome assembly. NCBI's taxonomy places the organism in Eukaryota, Metazoa, Arthropoda, Insecta, Coleoptera, Chrysomelidae.